Messenger RNA from Lactuca sativa (garden lettuce), 683 nucleotides. RefSeq names its product cyclin-B1-2. NCBI's taxonomy places the organism in Eukaryota, Viridiplantae, Streptophyta, Magnoliopsida, Asterales, Asteraceae. The record is from RefSeq and is a predicted model, not a curated record. Gene Ontology annotation, biological process: proteasome assembly. Gene Ontology annotation, cellular component: cytoplasm; nucleus.
CAAAGUUUUCUUUUGGGUAUUUACAGGGUUCAUCGUUCUCCUUCGAAACGAAGAACGAACAAAGGAAAACAUCAAUAAUCAUGGACGCAUCAAAGAGAAUCGAACACGAAAUUGGAGGUCUAAAGAACGAUGCACUUCGAUUUGGACUUCAAGGUGUCAAGAGUGACAUCGUCGGAUCCCAUCCCCUCGAAUCCGCCUUUCAAUCGGCAAUCGUGAGAGAAGAGGAUAUGAAGAGGAAAAUGCUUGCAAACACCUACGGCUCCGCUUUUCCGUUAAAGCAGGAGUUCGAUCGAAAAAUCCUUUCUAGAUUUCAAAGGCCUCCUGGACUUAUACCAUCCUCCAUGCUUGGAUUAGAGUCAAUUACAGGAACUUUGGAAGAUUUUGGUGUUGAAGAUUACCUCCAAGGUGUUCAUGAUACUGAGACAAUGCGGGUCCCGGACAUGCAUCAUGGAAUGGAAGUUCGUGUUGGGCUCUCAAAGGGACCAGUUCACCCCAGUUUCAUGUGAGGGGAGGUGUAGUACUUUCUUUACUUGAGAGUAUCUAUAUAAUUUUCAGAUGUUGUGUUGCAGACAUUUGUGGUUUGACUUUAAAUAUCAACUUAAAUUGCAUAUUUUCGUUUCUUUAGAUGUGUAUUUGAACAUGUUUUUACUUGCUUAUUAUUGUCAUGUGUUUUCUUUUACAAA